Molecule: messenger RNA, 1014 nt
Organism: Torulaspora globosa
Lineage: Eukaryota; Fungi; Ascomycota; Saccharomycetes; Saccharomycetales; Saccharomycetaceae
Gene: DAL2
Product: allantoicase
Exons: 1
Coding region: 1-1014 (337 amino acids)
Biological process (GO): allantoin catabolic process
Molecular function (GO): allantoicase activity
Source: RefSeq, a predicted model, not a curated record
AUGUCGAGCGUUGUGUUGUGUAGUUCAGAGACGGAGUUUGCCAGGACGGUGGCCUCCGAGUACCACUGUGUGGAUGUUAUUGGUGCCAAGCUGGGGGGCCGUGUGGUGUGUUGCUCAGACGAGUGGUUUGCGGCGGCUGAGAACCUGAUCCAGCCGAGGGCUCCGGUAAGAGAUGCUACUCGGUUCACGCACGCUGGAGCGUGGUACGAUGGCUGGGAGACCCGUAGACACAACGAGAAUGCGUACGACUGGGUUAUUCUGCGGAUGGGGGUCGCUGCGGCGCAUGUUGUGGGCGGCGAGGUCGACACGGCGUUCUUUGACGGGAACCACGCUCCAUACGUGGCGGUGGAGGCCCUGUACGACGAGCAGGCGGAGGAUGUGGCCGAGGAUGACGCCCGCUGGGUGACAGUUGCGGACAAGUUCGCGUGUGGGCCGUCACAGAGGCACUUCUUCCUGCGGAAGGCGGGUCUCACCGGCGACAAGUUCACGCAUGUCAAGCUGAAGAUGUAUCCCGACGGCGGGAUCGCACGGUUCAGGCUGUACGGGAAGGUGGUAUCGCCCGCGCAGGCGGCGGGGGACAUUUCUGAGCUGCUGGACCUGGCGAGCGUGUGCAACGGCGCUGUAGCGAUAGCCGUGUCGGAUCAGCACUAUGGGUCUGCAGAUAAUCUUCUGCUUCCUGGUCGUGGCCACGACAUGUCCGAUGGAUGGGAGACGAAGAGGUCUCGGGAGCCCGGUCACGUCGACUGGGUGAUCGUACAGCUGGGACGGCGCACGAGAUAUCUGGACCGUGUGGUGGUUGACACGGCUCAUUUCAGGGGCAACUUCCCGCAGUACGUCAGGGUAGAGGGCUCGAACGGGCUUGGUGCUGAGUGGAUAGAACUGGUGGGAAAGUCGAAGACGGGCCCAGACAAAGAGCACGAGUUCGAAGUCAAGCGGGACGUGGAGCUGACGCACUUAAAGCUCACCAUCAUCCCUGAUGGCGGUGUCAAGAGGAUAAGAGCGUGGGGCCGUUGA